UUUGCAACACUUUUUCCCCCAUUUUUUCUCCAGCUAGGGUUUUAGCUGUUUCAUCUCUCCAUCUCUCUCUGCGGAGAAGGAAGCAUGAGGGAGCUCAAGUUUCAUGAGAAGAAGCUGCUGAAGAAAGUUAACUUCUUGGACUGGAAAAGAGAAGCAGGUCACAGAGAAACCCAGGUUCUGCAGCGCUACCAUGUCACCGGUCGCGACGACUACAAAAAGUACUCGGGUUUGUGCCGGAUGGUGCAGAAGCUGGUGCACAUAUUGAAGCAGUUGAACCCGAACGAUCCGUAUCGGAUCGAAAUGACCGAUAUGCUCUUGGAAAAACUGUACAAUAUCGGUGUGAUACCAUCCAAGCAAAGCUUGGCAUUGUGUGAACGCUUGUCGGUGUCAUCCCUUUGCAGACGGAGGCUUUCAACCGUUUUGGUUCGAUUGAAGUUUGCUGAACACCUGAAAGAAGCUGUCACAUACAUCGAGCAAGGACACAUCCGUGUCGGUCCAGAAACUGUUACUGACCCAGCAUUCCUCGUGACAAGGAAUAUGGAAGAUUUCAUUACAUGGGUGGAUUCAUCGAAGAUUAGGAGAAAGGUGCUGCAGUACAAUGACAAGCUGGACGACUACGAUGCAAUGAAUUAGGGCAUCGUAACUUUAGGGUUCUUUCGGCCUUCUUCUGUUGGUGGCCGAAAAAAGAAGAACCACAUUUAGUUUGCCUGGUGUAUCAUGUAUUAAACACCUCAGAUGGAGGGUUCCUUCUUUUGUUUUAAACACAUUUUUCUCUACGGGUUCAAUACAUACAUACUUAUCAAGAAUUUCCUAUUGAAAUGAGUUCGGCUU
Molecule: messenger RNA, 831 nt
Organism: Malus domestica (apple)
Lineage: Eukaryota; Viridiplantae; Streptophyta; Magnoliopsida; Rosales; Rosaceae
Biological process (GO): ribosomal small subunit biogenesis; rRNA processing
Cellular component (GO): small-subunit processome; Mpp10 complex; small ribosomal subunit
Molecular function (GO): rRNA binding; snoRNA binding; structural constituent of ribosome
Source: RefSeq, a predicted model, not a curated record